Molecule: messenger RNA, 4791 nt
Organism: Pristis pectinata (smalltooth sawfish)
Lineage: Eukaryota; Metazoa; Chordata; Chondrichthyes; Rhinopristiformes; Pristidae
Product: adhesion G protein-coupled receptor E5-like
Exons: 7
Coding region: 1-747 (248 amino acids)
Biological process (GO): cell surface receptor signaling pathway; adenylate cyclase-activating G protein-coupled receptor signaling pathway
Cellular component (GO): membrane
Molecular function (GO): G protein-coupled receptor activity
Source: RefSeq, a predicted model, not a curated record
AUGUUCCUGGCGGAAUUCCUGUUUCUUGUAAACACUUCAAAAACUGGUAAUAAGUUGAUAUGCCAGGGUGUGGCCAUUUGUCUCCAUUACCUGUUCCUGGCGUGUUUUGCCUGGAUGCUUCUGGAAGGAAUCCAGCUUUAUCUGAUGGUGGUGAAGGUCUUCCAUUCGAGGAGUCUUCGGAAGAAGUACCUCUUCCUGGUGGGCUAUGGGACUCCGCUUAUCAUCGUCAGUGCCACAGUGGCCAGCAGUCUGGAAGCUUAUGAGACAGAUUAUUGCUGGUUGAACUUCAAAUCUGGAUUUAUCUGGGCUUUUAUUGGACCAGUCUGUGCCAUUAUUGGGCUCAAUUCAAUUUUCUUCAUCAUUACCAUAUGGAAAUUGGCUGAUAAAUUCUCAAUGCUCAACUCAGAUGUUCCACACUAUAAGAAAGUGAGAUCAUUCACCUUUACAGCAAUCGGCCAGCUUAUACUCUUGGGUUGUACCUGGGUCUUCGGCCUGUUGCAUUUCUCUGAGAGCACUAUCAUCAUGGCCUAUAUCUUUACUGGAAUCAACAGUUUCCAAGGAGUUUUCAUUCUCGUCCUGCAUUGCCUCAUAAACAAACAGAUUCGCACUGAGUUACGGAACCGUCUUUGCAACAUCUCCAUAAGCACGAGCACCUACACCAAACAGGGUACCAACUGGAAGGGCUUGAAGAAUUCACAAGAAACCGACAAUUUCAAAUCGACUACAAACACCGUUACUUACAGUUGAGAGUCCCUGCUUCUCUUUGGCUUUUCACUUUGAUGUAACCACCAUUCCCCAUUUUACUCUUGUAUCUCGAGCUGCUGCAACUUCACUGCACUUAGACUGGGCAUGUGUCAUCCAAGCCCAUCCCACACUUUGCUCCCUCUCUGCUAUGUUUGAUUUUCACUCUGGUCUCUCCAGUCUUCUCCAGACAGCAUCCACUGUCGUACCAACAGUUCUGCUCAGUGGGAAAUAUUUAGUCUUUAACCAAUAGUCACAACUGCCUGGUUAUAUAUGCUCCCUUCUGCCAUCACCUUCAAUGGAGGCAAAAUCAUGACAGAGGUAAAUUCACCAACCUAACCCUCCUUAAUCAUUCCCUGUCCCAAUUCUAACCUCCUCUAUCCAAGCCCUAACCUUCAUUACAUAGAGCACACCCUACAGGAACCAUCCUCUACACUAACCCAGCCUUCUACUCACCUGUACAUUAACCUUGCUGUCCACUACAUGAAUAUCUCCGACGUUAACUUUAUUCAUGGAUACCAUACUCUACCUUAACCCUAACUCACCAACAUAAGUCUCCCCGACCUUACAGACACCAUAACCUCCUUAGGUUAAUGCUUUAACCCCCACCCUCCACAACCCAAUCCUAUCUUAUCCUACCCCAUCUGAACUCUACAUAACCUUCUUCCUUACCAUCCCCUGACCUUGCAUCAAUGUCCCAAUUCUGCCCUAACCUUGCCACCUCCUACUCCAGCUCUCUAUUGACUUAGCCUUGACCCUCCACAACUUGAACUGACUUGAUCCAUAACCUGUUUUCUAGUACAGAAACGUUUCCUUCCCCUACUCUAACACUAAUCCUAAUAACCUUCUUCCUUUACCCUAACUGUACCUUACCUUCCCCUAUCCCAGACUUCCAUUCCCCAAUUCUAACAUAUCUCCCCACCACUACACCAGAGACCUCUCUGCCCUUCUGUAUAAUUCUGUUUAUUUUGUUAUAGAAAUUAUGUAGAGGCACGGGGAAGAGGAUAAGAGGCUGGUGCAUACGUUAAGAGUUGGUGGUGUUGAAGGAGGUGCAUUUACAUGGAUUGAAAAUUGGCUGUCACUUAGAAAACAGAGAGUUGGACUACAUGGGUUAUUUUCAGGCUGGAGAGAUGUAACUAGCAGAAUAGUCCAGGGAUCAGUUCUUGGCCUCAAUUGUUUACUAUUCACAUCAAUGAAAAGUUUCCAAGUUUGCCAAUGAUCCAAAAGUAGGUGGAAGGAAAGUAGGUGGAACCCAUCAUCUGAUGAGGAUAUUGUGAUUCUGCAAAUAGGAUUCAGGUAGAGUGAUUGGCAAAUACCUGGCAAAUGGAAUUUUAUGUGGGGAAGUGUGGAGAGACUGCAAGUGAGUGAAAUUCAGAGGGAUUUUGGUGUUCUAAUAUAUGAAUCACAAAAGGUUAUCAGGCAGGUCCAACAAGUAGCUAAAAAGGCAAACAGCAUGUUGGUCUUUAUUGCAAAGGGUUUGGAUUUAAGAACAGGGAAUUCUGUUACAGGGUGUUGGUGAGGCCACACCUGGAAUACUGUGCACAGUUUUGGUCCCCAUACUUAAGGCAAUAUAGUAGCAUUGGAGGUAGUCUGAAGGUGAUUCACUAGAGUAAUCCCUGGGGUGAUCUAUGAAGAGAGGCCAUACAGGGUGGGUCUGUAUUCCUUGGAGUUUAGAAGAAUGAGGGAUGGCCUGAGGGGGUUUGACAGAGGAGAUGUUGACAUGUUUUCACUAGUGGAAGGAUCACAAACAAGGAGACAUAGUUAGAAAAUAAGGGGCCAGUCAUUUAAAACUGGAGAAAUGUCUUCUCUCAGAGGGUGGUGAAUCUCUGGAAUUCUUGGCCCCUGAGGCUGAUGGAGGCCAGGUCAUUAGAUACAGUUAAAGUGGAGGUGGAUAAAUAUUGAAAGAUCAAGGAAUUGAGAGUGAUGAGGAACUGGGACAGAAGAGACGUUCAGCUCAUCGUAGAUCAGCCAUGAUCGUACUGAAUGGGUGGCCAGGCUUGAGGGGCCAAGUGGCCUCCUCCUGCUCCUAUUUUCUUGUAUUUUUGGGAGGGUGUGGAGAAGAUUUACAAGGAUGAGACCUGAAAUCUAGAAGUAUGUAUAUUAGGAAAGGAGGAACAGGCUGAGACUCUUUUCUCUUGAGAAGACAAGACUGAGAUGUGACCUAAUGGAGAUCUUUAAACAAUGAAGGACUUGUUAGUGCCCAUCGAGAGAAUGAUUCCACUUAUGAGGAAGAACAUAACUAAAGGUCCUUGGUACAAGGUUGUUAUUAAGAAAUCCAGUGUGGAAUUCAGGAAAAAUUCUUUAUCCGAACAGUAAUGAGAACAUGGAUCUCGCUCCUAGACAGAAGGGUGGAAGUGUAUCGAUGUAGUUAAGGGAAGGUUGGACAAGUGGCUGAAGGAGGAAGGAACAGUAGAUACACUGAUAGACAGAUGAGGAAAGAGGAAGGAGGAAGCUUGAAUGGAGCAUAAACACCAGCAUGGACUAGUUGGGUCAAAUGGCCUCUUUCUGUGCCAUAUUAUCCUAUCCUCCCCUUCAUUUACCCUAACCAUAUCCUUCCCUACUUUCCCCUGCACUAAUUUCAACCCAAACCUCCAUUCCUUUGUCCUCCUCUACAUUCACAGAAUCAGGUAGAAUUUAUGACCCUGCAUCAGUGCCGAUUGAAAGGGAGCUCUUGAAACCAAUCCCACCUCCCAGAACUUUGUCUGUAGCCCUACAGGUCACAGCUCUCUAAACAUACAUCCAAGUCCUGUUUUAACUGUGAUGAGGGUUUUUGCCUGUCCUACCCUUUCAGGUGGUGAGUGCUAAGCUCCACCACCCUCUGGGUGAGAACAUUUUUCCUCAUCUCUCCUCUGAUCCUUCCACCAAGUGCUUUCAAUGUCUGGAGACACAGGAGACUGCAGUUUCUGGAAUCUGGAGCAUUAAAUAAUCUGCUGGAGGAACUCAGUGAGUCCAGCAGUAGCUAUAACCUACUCUUCCUGAGACUCCUGAAUUCUCCACUACCAUCUCAUUGUACCAUAAUGCUAACUUUAAUCCAACCCUGACAAACAUUCCUUUAUCAAUUAACACCACCCUAAAUCUUCCUCUACUCCAACAUUAUUGGAGAUAAGAUCUUUUGGCUUUAACCUGGAGCCCCUCAGGUGAAUGGGAACGUUCCCAUAAAACAUGUGCAAGACAAGCAGGGAAUCUCUAACUAUCAGGCAAUCAACAUUUGUUUUUGGUUUACUACAUUGCUUUGCAUGAGAUCUUGGUGUGCACAAAUUAACUGUCGCUUACUUGAUAUUACAAUAGUAGUUACACUGAAAAUAUUUUUUAUCGACUGCAAAGUACAUUGCAAUAUCCUGAAGGAUGCUACAUAAUGCUUAUCGCAGAACCAUAGAAAUUUACAGCACCAUAGGAAUCCUUUUGAGCCUUCAUGUCCUAGUGUCCUUUACAUCUACAGAAACAACACCAUUCAGUUUUAGCUCAAACACAACACUACCACCCAGAAGUACGAUAUGGUAUAAAAUGGUUGUUAUGAGGCUGUUACAAAGGAAUAUCAGGAAAAUGAAGGACUGCAGGACACUGCUUCCUCCACCCUCUGAGGACCCAGAGCUAGUAAUUAUAUCCUGACAGCUGAUGUGUCAAAAUUGUUUGACCCAGCAAUUCAAAAUUAUGCAGCCCAGGCCAAAUUGCGAUAUUGUGUAGCAUUGUUUCUGGACUGCAAGUGAAUAAUUAUUAAUGAUAUAAAGACACAGAAUUUUUCAUUAAUGUAAUCACCUUUAAGUUUUCAUUUUAAUAGGUAAUAGUUUAGCUUGGACUUAAGCAUGAGAAAUACAUUGAUUUGAAUGUUGAUUUUUAAUCAUUUCUUUUUCAUUUUAAAAAUACAUGGUUGUGAAUAUUUAUUCUAUUAUUAUUAUUACUACUACUACUUUGUUGAACUGCUAUAGUGCCCAUCCAAAGUUAUAACCUUGCAUUCCAUAAAUGCCUGUCAAGUGUGCCUGGUUAGUCUCUUGCUCAUUUUUUUGGUUAAGUGGCUUUCAAAUAAAAAGGGAUUUCUGCUGAUACUCAUUA